Messenger RNA from Eleginops maclovinus (Patagonian blennie), 8962 nucleotides. Its product is annotated as transmembrane protein 47-like. Gene Ontology annotation, cellular component: membrane; cell-cell junction. NCBI's taxonomy places the organism in Eukaryota, Metazoa, Chordata, Actinopteri, Perciformes, Eleginopidae. The coding region runs from base 5357 to 5905 and encodes 182 amino acids. The record is from RefSeq and is a predicted model, not a curated record. The transcript has 4 exons. Gene Ontology annotation, biological process: cell-cell adhesion.
UAAUCUUGAUAGACAGAUGAAUGACAACAAUUAAGCUUAGUGUAAGCUUAAAAUGAGCUUGUAAGCUGGCUACUUGUCAAACAUUUCAGGCAUAGACGUUGCACGAGCAGCUCGUAACAUCCGAACCCUGGACUUUUUGAUCCUGAAGCAAAUUCAUAGUGCACUAAAGGAUGUUUUGUCAUGUGUUUCUUGUGCAGCAUAAUGGACUAAGCUCCAGAAACUGCAAAUCUGUGCAAUCCUUGAAUAUUGAGCGUUUCCUCCAGAGGCCAAUCGUCAUCAGAUCAGUGGCUUAAUGAUUUGAGAUUGAAACGUAGCAACUACUACCAUUACUGCUACCGUUUUAAUGUGGCUUACGCCAGCAGCGCACAGUUUGUAUAUGAUUGUAAAGUGUUGUAAAGGCAGCAGUAAGAACCUGACAGAAGUGGAAUGUUAAAAGAUUUGCUGUUUUGCAGUGCUGAAUUCAAGUUGAAGAGCCUCAAAUCAAUAUUGGCAUGGCAUUCAGAACAGAGAUGCAACUAAAACAUGACUCUUGUAUAUCACAGUAAAAUAAAUAGAUGUCUGUGAACUUCCACGUCAGUCCAAUUGUUACACACACACACACACACAUAGUAAGAAACAGAGGAUAGAUGUCUGGUAUCCCGUAGCAGUCCCUCACGUGCUAGCUUGAGUAGCCAAUCACACAUCGGGCCCGUCUCCGUCAGAAAAAAACCGUUGUGGCUCUUUGAAGUGAAAUCUAAUUAUUGCUGCAUCACUUCUCAACCAACACUGCAUGUGUGUGUGUACCUCCGAGCAAGUGUGUGUGUGUGUGCGCCUACACCUAUCCGAAUUCCCUCGGGUGAACAUGACAGAAGAGACGGGGAGAAAGAACAAGCUGCUCAACCCCGCUUUCAUCUUCUCCCCCUUUUUUACUCUGCCUGAGAACUCUGACACAUAACGAAUCAUCACCGCUGUGUGUGUGUGUGUGUGUGUGUGUGAGAGAGAGAGAGACACAUCAUUACAUAUUUCAUACGGCUGACGAUUGAAGGAGUUAUCAUUCUGUCUGCAUCCGACAAAGCAGCACUUGUGUGAGAGGGACAGGUGGCAUGUGUUUGUGUGUUUGUGGAAACGCUGCGUGACACUUUUGGAAGCAGCUUUGAUGACUUGACAGAUUGUGUGUGAGUGUACUCAUUUAAACGUGUUAUUACACUCGUUGAAGCUCUUACUCUGACUGAUGCCUGCGUGCUUAUGAUGAGCCAGCGUUGUUUGUUGUUCAUAGUGUGUGCUCUCUGGAAGCUAUAGCUGCAGAAUAUGAAAUAUGCUAAUGAACAGACAUAAUAAUAGCCCAUCAUCACACACAGCACACACACACAUUUUGUCCUUAUUUCGACCCAUUUUGAUAACCUUGUUCAGCUCCAUUAAAGGAGGCUAUAAUGCUUUUUAGGGUUUUCCCUUUCCUGUAGUGUGCUAUAGAUUUGUAUGCACGUACGUGGUCUGCAAAGACUUAAAUACCUGUGUUCUCUCCAGAAGUUUCUCUCCCACACACACCCCCCCCCAGCUGAAAUGCCUCCAUUGGACUCCUUGUUUACUGCUUUACAUCAGGGGCACAAAUAGAAAUAUGAACCUGAAAACGAGCAUCAUAGGGCCACUUUAAGACAUCAGUUGUAAAUUACAAAAAGUAAUUUCCUUUGGUGAAGGACACACACCAACACUAUGGUGUACAGUUACAAUAACAAGCUGUUUAUUUCUUGUAGUAAACACAUUCGGAAGUAUAAAGCCACCUCACACAGCAGGGCGAUAUGCAAAUAGUCACAAUGUCUGGUUAAUACUUAGUGGCCUGCGGAGCCAGAUAAAAUCUCUGACAAGAGACUAAAAACAUAUUCAAAUCCUCCUAUCCCCAAAACAAUUGACAUCAUUUACCUCCUGGUGUGUGUGUGAUUAUCCCAUGUUAUUCUCCUCACUUUUUCUGAGUAAAGUACAGACUGAAAAACAAAGCUGCCAGAAACGGUGUUCCUUCCUUGCUGAAGACAAACAGACUUAAUCAUAUCCGUGUUGCAGUGUGUGUUAAUUUAGAAAAAUGAACAGAAUGGCUAUCAUACAUUUCCCUAAUGGAUGUAUUGACGCUGUAAUCAAAUUUGGAAGAAUAACAACCGAUCACAUACACAGAAUACUCUUCCAUCAUGUGGGGAUAGUAGUAAAUACAAUAAAGGUGACCUUAAGUGAUUUUUCUCUUGAAGACCCUCAGAGAGCACUUUCUACUUUGAAUCGUCCCUGGAUUCAUUAUUGAUGAUUGCCAGGAGCUUCACUUAAAAUCACCGCAGUGCUCCUCAUCAUCUAAUUGAAAUAGUAUCUGGUUAAAAAAAGCACAGAGGAUUUCUAAUAAAUGUCGUAUCUCUAUUUUGUGUUAGGAGCUAGUGUCAGAAGAUGUGCAUUCAGGCAUCCUUUACAGCAGUGAUUCUCAAAGUGAGCUCCUCAUAGCAGAUCUAUCAUUGAAUUGUAAUUGUAGAUUACCAGGAAAACAAGCACAAAAAACACAGAUUAAAAGUGAUGGCUUGUAAUUAAGGACAAUAUCAAGUUACCGUCAACCUUGUGUAUAUUCAGAUGCUUUACACUUAUUCUCCACUACGUUUAACAGCAUAAUGGAGUAUUUUAUACUCCGUGACACUUCUCUUUUUAUUCAUGUCCUGCUUCAUUUGGCAGGGACAGUGCACAAUAAUGCAUAUUGUUGUAAAUGAGUUAGACAGGAGGCUAUAUCUUUCAUCCGACAACUGAAUUAUCAUUAUUUUCACUUUGCAGAUUAAGGUGUUAUGUAAGAACUUGUCAUCAAAUUCAAUACUGAGUUUAAUAUCAAGUUCUGAACAUUUGCCUUGUGGUGAAAACCUUCAGCCUUUGAUGAAAGGUUUGUGUGCAUGUAAAGUUUGGGCUGCUUUGCCUCACAGAUUAUCAAGUCAUGAGGAAGUUGGGAGUCCCUUAGGAAGUUUACUUAAAGGAAGUUUUAGAUUUUUAAAUGAGUCUAUUUCAAUGUUUGACUCAGCAUAUGCAAAUCAUCUGAGCUGAUUAACAUAGCUCACCUAUCACAUGUGUAAUGAAAUGGCAGGAGGAAUAAACUUAAUAAUUAAGGUUUUCGGAUUCUGGAAGCAUGCCGAGGCCAACGACCUGCACAUAUGAUUACUGUGAAUAUUCUCCUUAACGUUUUGGAAAACUGACAUUCCACUGGACGGAUUUCCCAGGUGGAGAUCACUUUCACUUCAUCUGUUGGGCAGACUUUCAGGAUGUACACAAAAGAGUGAAGUGAUACAGCAGCACCAGACCAUAAACUCCAAUGUGUGGGAAUUAGAGAUAAAGCUUACAAUCUCUGAAACUCCACUGAAACUCUUCGACUGUCCCUGAAGUUCUAAACCAGCCGCAAUCAGCAGAAGAUCAUACUACGUAUCCCCCCCACUGAGCAGAAACUGGAUCUGUCAGCUCAUAAAGAACAGAAACACAACUUGUAGAGCACCUUCAUUAUUCUUCAACUGAGCGUCAAUAAAGGACUGGAAAUCAACUCGUCCUUGAUAAAGCUGCGUUAUGUUUCCAGUAAAUGCCUAUGCAGCUUUUACUUAACUCCAUCCCAGUUUUAUCAUCCUUGCGGGGGCUUUAUAAUACAUAAACAAAUUAUAUCACUAGCCUUCCUUGGUUCCUUUUAUUAUUGUCUACAGUUUGACUUUGUGGAUGUGUUGAAUGUCUGCAGAUGAUGUGGCGGUUAUUAAGCGCUCUUAUUAAAAACUGAUCAACAGUAAGUCUUUUCAUUAAGACCCCUAUCUUAAUUCCUCCAGGCUUCCUUCCCUCCAUCUCUCUCACCUCUAUCUGGUGCCCUUCCCUCUCUUCUCCCCUGCCUCCCCCUGUCUCCUCCUCAUCACCGCUCAUUACUGCCCUGAUGGAGAGUAAACAAGGCCAUCUUUUCCUCCCAUCGUUCUCUCCAUCCUUCAUUUCUCUUCGCUUGAAUAAACACAUGGACGGCUCUUCCUCCCUAAACCUGCUCACCUCUGCCUCCUCCUCCCCCGUCCUGUCUAUCCCCGUCUCAUAUCUGGCUUUGCAUUUGUAUGCAGAGGAGGAGAAACAGUAAUAUUCCUUCAUGUGCCUCCCACUUCCUCAGUCACUCUGUUUUCCAUUUCUGUCUUUGCUUCUUCCUCUAAUGCAAGAACCCAAUGCCUAAUCUAAUAAUGAAAACAAACUCUGUUUUUAUUAAGUCAUAAAUAAAGGUUUUAUGGGCUGAGAUGUUUUUUUUAAAUGUCUAACGAUCAAUUGAGGAUUUUUGGUUAAAUGAUGUCAUCCUUUUUUAAGCAUUCUAAUAAAGCAAGUGGACUUUAAAGCAAGACUACGAAACAUGCCACUGUUGAAAUUGUUCGCAGACUUUAGGUUUAUUGUAUUGGUAAAUUGAAUAUCAAAUGCCCACUACACUUCUCAGUCCCAACGUGUCAUCCAAAUCUCAAUCUUGUCUGCUCAAAUUCAAAGAAAGCCUACUUGAUUUUAAUGGACUAUUAAAACUAAGUUGGCUGAAAACUUGAAGCAACCAUAAUGGAUUGAAAAAAUAAAACAUUUAUACAACUUGCUUGUAAAUUCAGACCCACAUGUCUAAUGCAGAUGGGUUUUUGCAAGAGUUCAUAGGCAAAUGUGUUUCAGGCAAAAAAAACUAAAACUAAAGUUGAAGUAAAUGUGAGUUCACACCAGAAUUACACUGAUGCAUUUACUUUGUAGAAUAGCUUAAGAGAUGAAGUAGAUGUAGCCUUCUUGGUAAUUAGCCAUAAAUGUUUGUGUCAAGUAUUCACAAACUGAUCUUCUCAUAUCAUACUGUAGUUGUUUUGGUAAAUAUUGCAAAAAAAAACCUUGUAAUAUUAGUUUUUGGGUCCUUUUAUCACAGUGUAUCUUCUUUGGCUGUAUUUAAGUGUGCACCAUACACACACAGGCAAAUCCCUCCUGUAAACCUACUUGACAAUAAACGUGUGUCUGAUUCUGCAAGUGCACCGAGUUUGGUAUUUGGCUCAAAGUGUCUGAAUUUGGUGACAGGUUCUCAGUGUUCCCAUGAUGCUCAUCUCCAGCCCCGAGAUAGUUCCUUCUCUCCCCUUCUCUCUCUCUCUAGGACCCUGUGGCACCUGCUGAUCCCUCGGAGCCUUGACGUCAGCGCGGUAAACGGGGGAGAUCUCCGGUGCGCGGCGGAGCGGUGCCCAAAGGCACAGCGUCCGUCCAGCGCGCAACGCAGGCGGCCGCGGGUCCACCAGCAGCGGCAACAACACCACUCGCAUCCAUCAUCAUCAUCAUCAUCAUCAUCAGGAAGGAAGGAGUACAUCCACUUAUCGGCUCUCUGCCCUGUUUUUGAAGCGGUCCCAUUCUCCUCGGCACCAUGUCGUCUGCGGUUACAGAGACGGAGGAUUCGGCGCGCAGCUCACCGAUUACGCCGCUGAAGCUGGUCGGGCUGGUGUGCGUCUUCCUGGCGCUCUGCUUGGAUGUCGGUGCCGUGAUGAGCCCGGCGUGGGUGACCGCCGACGACCAGUACUACCUGUCCCUGUGGGAGUCCUGCUGGAAGCCUGCGAGCACCGACAACUGGCAGUGCAGCACCACGCUGGUAUCAGACUGGCAGGUUGCUACGCUGGCCCUGUUGCUAGGGGGUGGAGCCCUUGUGCUGAUGUCAUUCCUGGUCGCUCUGGUUGCCGUGUGCAUCGGCACGAGACGGCGGUUCUACGCACCCGUCGCUUCCAUGCUCUUCGCUGCAGUCGUCCUGCAGGCCUUCAGCUUGGUCCUCUACCCCAUCAAGUUCAUCGAGAGCAUCAACCUGAGAAUCUACCACGAGUUCAACUGGGGCUACGGCCUGGCCUGGGGGGGGACCAUCUUCUCCUUUGGCGGAGGAAUCCUCUACUGCCUGAACCCCAAGAACUACGAGGAGUAUUACUAGCUCCAAAUCAAGCUGAGGACCUAAGGUAUUCAGGGGGCGAGCAGUUUUUCUGAACGGCUUCAUUCCCAUGAACUGUAAAGAGUGCUAUAAACCAUUUUUGAGCCGAUAACUGUAUUUCAACGAGAUUCCGCCCUGGGGGAAAUUGAAGGGGGUUAAGCUGGUUGUCAAGGAUUUAUUUUCUUGCCUCGUUCAACAGAAGUGUGAAGGCUGAGGCUGCAUAUCCGAACUUCCAGACCAGUUGUAUCAUGGGGAGGGGUCAGAGUAGUUUACACCUAGGACUUGUGUCACCCUGGAGAACCUGCCGUCACAAAGGAUGGCAACUAACAUCCCCAGUUAUUGAUUCUGUUGGUGAGGAAACAUGAGUGGCUUUUUCCGCACGUUUACGCACGCAUGCACCUGUCAACAUCAAAUCCUCCUGGGGCCUACACCUCCACCCCUCCCCCCCUCCCCCCUCCCCUGACUCCUGCUCCAUCAUUAGCUUGGCACUUUUUCUUCAUCUGGAGUAAACUUUCACAAGGACAUGGAAGAGGAUCUACAGAUAUAACUUUUCAUAAGACAGAUUGGGGAUAAUAAAAUAAAGACACCCGCUCAAUAUUCUGUCAUCGACCGUCGUCUGUAACCGAGGCAACCGACACGGAGCUGUCAUGAUUGAUUGGGCUCGGCCGGAGGUGUGAGACGGGACCGCGCUCGGCUGCCUCCGAGGGGCGGCUGAAGUUCGAUUCCCAAUGAGGCCAGUUUGUCCACAUCGUGACUUUGGGAGCAUCCGUCCUCCUCGGGUCCAGCUCCACUGCAUCCACUACACAAACCACAGGCAGUUCUCUCAGCGGCGGGUUUAAGUGCCCAUCAAUAGUUUAAGAAAGUGGAACAAUGUGAUUAUGCAUUCAGCUGAAGAGAGCUCACAAAAACUCCUCAUUUCAUAAGUUUAAGUUGCCAGCUCAGAGAGAACAUGGGGCCUUUAGCUUUUAGUCAAUAUGGUGGCAUUUGAGUUUGGAGCAGAAUCCAAAAUCACUUCCUUUUUAUUACUUACUGCAGUCAACUAUAGUACAUUAUAUAGUACAUAACGUACAUUUCAGAUGAGUGUGUGGCUCUGAAUUAAGUGUUAAAGAACAUAAUUGUAUUGGUUAUGCUUUCAAAUUGGAAUUGUGUGUUAUCUGUUGUGUAAAAAUGCACUUAAAAUCACAUGUUCAUUCAUAGAGAACUGAUAACAGAGGAUUGAUACAGAAAGCUGUGUGUUAAUGUAACUGUUGGAGUGUAAAUAUGGAUUGAGAAGCAAACACUGUACUUCUAUACAGAUUUUAUUUCCCCAAAAAGCAGGUGAUAUAGCCUAUUUCCGCUCUCACUGUGCAAAAACCUAUUUACAUUUCCUCUCGGCUGAAGUGUGGAUUUACCUGAAUUACUUCCCUAACCUGUGACCUCCAUUCUUCAUUCAUAACGCAUGCUUUAAUUUAAAAAGCGCGCAGGGAGCCGAAUGCAAAAUAAGAUUCUCCAGGUGACAUUUCGGAGAUACAAGCGGAUUUUGUCUGCGCUCUCCAUUGUGUCAUAUUUUUCUGAGGAGCUGUCUAAAAACCAUCACCCAAAAAUAGGAUCCAGGCCGCCUCCCUCGCCACUUUAACAAAUGUAGAGCUAUGCGGCUGACAGAAGUCCAUUUAUUCCAUAUAAAUUGCCACAAUGAUGUUGGUUGUCCAUUGUUGAUGAGUUCGGCUUGUCACCGCAACAGCAUUGCUUCUAAAAGCCAAACAACUGAGACCUGAUGCCAGUAGAAGAAGAUUUCAGUAAUGCAUUGCUUUGGUAACAUGCAACAUUUGCCAGAAGGAUGUGUUGGAGCCUGAAGCCACUCACUCUCACUUCUGAAGCCUGCUCAGACUGACAUGGACCUCAUGCUGUAAAUUCACAGUGUAUAUCCUAGAACAUAGUAUUAAACUGGUGGAUGUAAUAUGAAAGUAGGGGCUUCUGAGAAGAAAAAACUCCUGCUUGUAUGUGGAUUUUAUUUCGGUCACAGUCAACAUAUCUGUUUUUAGCACUGAGUAAAACGGAAGCGACACAGUUAAAUAACAGCUAUGGUUAAGGUGCUGCUUCUCAGCAUGAGACCCUGCUCUUCAGUAUUGAAUAUUGAAUGAUGACAGAUUAGUGACGGUGUUUUUGCUACCUAGAAACGUCUCUGUGCUUUGGUGGAGUAGAGAAGCAUUUGGCAUUUACACUGUAACAGACCUGGGUUAAAAUAAACACAAAUAAUGUACAAUAUGAAUAAGAAUGUGGCCCUUUUCUGUACGUUUGUGUGUGUUUUGUUCACAAUAUUUAGCAGCAGCAGCAGCAGCAGCAGCAGCAGCAGCAGCAGCAGCAGCAGCAGCAGCAGCAGCAGCUAUAAAACUGGUAUUUGAUGUACUGAAAAUGCUGUUGAUUUACAGUCUGAUGCUACAGCACUUUUAUUCUCAGUGUACCUGUCAGACACAGUCAAAGGGAAAUAAAUCCCCAGACAGAUUACAGGUUUAGGUAGUUUAACAUUAUAUAUCUGCUGUUAUUAAUACAUCUUUUAUCAAGAUUCAAAGUGACAAUCCUACAGCAAACACAUAAAACAAACAUACCCUAACUAGGCAGUUGAAAUCGAUGUCACUUGUGUUGUUUUACGAGUCUCUGAUUCUAAACGACAAUGCAAAUAUGUUUGCACCAGUUUCAAAAAUGACCUACAUGCUUUGAAUUUUAAUGAAGCACUUCCAUGUGGUUCAGGGUAAAUAAGAAUAUUCGUGCUGGUAUUUUAAAAUGAGCCUCCUAUGAACUCAGAACUAGCCUUUAAUAUGUUCUACCCAGACUGUAUGUUUUAGCCCAGGUCUGACUUGUAGUUCUUAGCAUUUGUUUGGUUAUUAAUUUACUGAUGAAAAGUCAUCUCCCAGUAUAAUGAAGAAAACACUGUCGAAUGAUGUGCAUAGGGAUUUAGGAAGAGUGUGUGAAUGACAGAACGAGUGUGUGUGUGCAUAUGUGUUGGCAUGUUUUAGAUGCCAUCGUAGCGGCGUCAGUGAUCAGCAUUUAUCUCUUUGUACGUUGGCACAUUAAAGCACUAAC